This is a messenger RNA of Owenia fusiformis, 1157 nucleotides long. The record is from the annotation of a GenBank genome assembly. NCBI's taxonomy places the organism in Eukaryota, Metazoa, Annelida, Polychaeta, Sabellida, Oweniidae.
AAUCAAAUUUUUAUUGUCAUUCACUUCUGUAGCUGCCAGGAAAUUACAAAAAUUGAAGAGAAAGAUAAACGAAUUAUUUGAAGAAUUACUCGUUCAUAGUAUGAUGGUGAGAUACACACAUGAGUACGCUACUUGAUUAGCUUCAAUUGAAGUUCAUUGCCGCUAUACCAACUUAUUGGAACGAUCGAGGGAAUAUUUCCAAAACACUAUGAGUCUAAGCAAGGGAGAAAUUCCACCCAAUGAUGUGGAACUGUUGGUUAAGGCUGGGAAAGAUGGCAAAAGUCGAGGUGCGUGUCCGUUUUGUCAAAGAAUGCAUAUGAUUUUGCUGUUAAAGUGCCAAGGUGGAGAUCUCCAGAAGUUUACCGUUACUACAGUGAAUAUGUCAAAACCUCCAGCUGAUUUUAUCAAGAAGAUAUCUAGUCGUUUACCUGUGUUGAUUCACGGUAAUGAGAUCGUUUCUGAUAACGAUGAAAUAGUCCAGUAUAUCGAUGAUAACUUUCCAAGUCCUAGCCUAGCAUUUGAUAAUAAAAAAGCCAACGAAAUCUGUCUGGAAGUGUUUUCAAAGUUUUCAUAUUUCACCAAAGAAGUGUCUCAUUCAUCGGCCCAGCUCCUUGCUGAAUUGCGUAAAAUCAACAACUUCUUAGACCAGCAGGGAACAACGUUUCUCUGUGGGGAUUACCUAACACACCUAGACUGCGAGAUGCUUCCAAAGCUUCAACACAUCCGAGUUGUCGCUAAAGCUUUCAAGAACUUUGAGAUCCCUUCAGAGUUCACUGCUCUUUGGCGCUACCUUAACAAUGCCUAUUCUUGCGAGACAUUCAAGUUAACCUGCCCUUCAGACCAGGAAAUCGUGCACCAUUGGACUGUUAAACCGGAAAUGCCACACCUCCCUCGGGACAAGGAGAACUAUUAUUCGACUGAGACACCCGAGCGACGAUCAUUUGAUGUACCAAUAAAAAAAUCAAUCAACGGUGAAUAUGGAUACUAAUGUCAUUUUAAGACUGCCAGCCUACCCAUAUCUAGUACACGACAGGACAGGAAUAUACCAUUCGCAAAAUGAACAGUCUAUUAUUAUAAUGAAUUUCACAUUAUCAAUACAUGUAUAACUUAUAAUGAAAUAUUUAUGAAGGAUGCGGACUGUGAGUAUGAUUAACUAA